Musa acuminata AAA Group (dessert banana) is the source of this 1654-nucleotide messenger RNA. Its product is annotated as AAA-ATPase ASD, mitochondrial-like. The coding region runs from base 50 to 1492 and encodes 480 amino acids. The record is from RefSeq and is a predicted model, not a curated record. The transcript has a single exon. Gene Ontology annotation, molecular function: ATP hydrolysis activity; ATP binding. NCBI's taxonomy places the organism in Eukaryota, Viridiplantae, Streptophyta, Magnoliopsida, Zingiberales, Musaceae.
GUCCGUGCUGCCCGUUUGAUAACCCACGGAACAAUUGCCUACUUCCGCUAUGGCGACGCUGAGCGAUCAGUGGGCGAGCCUGGGCUCCCUCGCGGCCAGCAUCAUGUUCCUGUGGGCCGUCGUCGGCCGCUACGUCCCCCUCCACCACCUCGAGCACUCCAUCACCAAGCACUCCCGCCGCCUCUUCGCCUUCGUCUACCCCUACGUCCAGGUCACCAUCCCCGAGUUCUCCGGCGAACGCAUGAAGCGCAGCGAGGCCUACACCUACAUCGAGGCCUACCUCAGCAACUCUUGCUCGCAGAACGCCAGCAGGCUCAAGGCCGAGCUCGGCAAGGACAGCGGCAGCCUCACGCUCAGCAUGGACGAGCACGAGGAGGUCACCGACGAAUUUGAGGGCGCCAAGCUCUGGUGGGCCUCCGUGUCUCGCUCUCCUCCCUCGCAGUCCAUCUCCUGGUACCCGCCGCCCGAUUCCCGGCGGUACUAUAGGCUGACCUUCCAUCGCCGCCACCGCGAUCCCAUAGUCGGGCAGUACCUCGCCCACGUGCUGCGUGAGGGGCGCGAGGUGGGGCUCCGGAAACGACAGCGCAAGCUGUACACCAACAACCCCAGCAACGAUUGGUAUGGGUACAAGAGAACGGUGUGGAGCCACGUCGUGUUCGAGCACCCGUCCACCUUCGACACGCUCGCCAUGGAUCCCCGGAAGAAGCGGGAGCUGAUGGACGACCUGAUCGCCUUCCGCAACGGCAAGGACUACUACACCAAGAUCGGCAAGGCGUGGAAGAGGGGCUACCUUCUCUACGGCCCGCCCGGAACCGGAAAGUCCACCAUGAUCGCCGCCAUCGCCAACUUCCUGGACUACGACGUCUACGACCUGGAGCUGACCUCCGUCAAGAACAACACCGAGCUGAGGAAGCUGUUCAUCGAGACGACCAGCAAGUCCAUCAUCGUCAUCGAGGACAUCGACUGCUCGCUCGAUCUCACCGGCAAGCGGAAGCGCACCAAGAGCAAGAAAGAGGACGAGGGAGGCGACGACAAGCCGAAGGUGCCGGGGGAGAAGGAGGACAAGGAGGAGAGCAAGGUGACGCUCUCCGGGCUGCUCAACUUCAUCGACGGCCUGUGGUCGGCCUGCGGCGGGGAGCGGCUCAUAAUCUUCACCACCAACCACGUGGAGAAGCUGGACCCGGCGCUGAUACGGAGGGGGAGGAUGGACAAGCACAUCGAGCUGUCCUACUGCCAUUUCGAGGCGUUCAUGGUGCUGGCCAAAAACUACCUGGACAUCGACUCGCACCCGCUGUUCGACACCAUCAAGGGGCUGAUGGAGGAGGUGAAGAUGACGCCGGCGGACGUGGCGGAGAACCUGAUGACCAAGUCCGUGAAGGACGAUGCCGGUUCGCGCCUCGAGGGCUUGAUUCAGGCACUGGAAAUGGCCCGGGGAGCGGCGGCCAAGGCAGACGAAGGCAGUGGCGUGGACGAGACCGUGGAGAGCGAGUAGAUCGCAUCGAUACUUUGUCUUGUCGUUUGUGGUCGUUCCUUUCGGAUCCGGGUUGGACUCCGAUCCGAUCCGGCAUCUUUUACUAUGACAAAGGAACAAUAGGAUUCCAACUCGUCAAUUCAAUUAUAUUUGAAUAAUAUUGGGGUUACGUUGACCAAGUCA